AUGGAGAGCCUAUUAUCAUGCCCAUCCUCCCCCCCUCGCUCCAACCUGUCCGCCUGCCAGCUGAUGAACGGGCACAUAUGGAUGGAGAGCAACGGGCGGGGCAAGGGGGCGACGUGCAAGUUCCUGGCCAUGCUCAAGCUGGACGCUGAGGGCAGUGACGACAGCGACAAGGACCAGGACGAGGGACCUGAUGUCAACUUCUUUUCUCUACGGAUCAUGGUGGUGGACGACAACAUGAUCAUGGUGGUGGAUGACAACAUGAUCAUGGUGGUGGAUGACAACAUGAUCAUGGUGGUGGAUGACAACAUGGUGAACCGGCUCGUGACGAAGCGUCUUCUUGAUCGCAUCGGCAUCUCAACGCGCGUGGUGGAGUCGGGCAGGGAGUGCCUGCGCAUCCUGGCGGAGGAGCAGGACGAGGAGAAGUACGACGUGCUGCUGCUGGACCUCAUGAUGCCCGAGGUAGGAGGGGAGGAAGAGUGUGGGGGGCGGAGGGAGAGGGAGUGGAGGGGAAAGAGGAGGAAUAGGCGGUGGAGGAAGGAAGAGGAGGGAGAGGAGAAAACGGGGGCGAUUGCUUCCAAACGGGGUGAGGAAGAGGAGUCAGAAUGGAUGGUUACACAGUGGCCGACAAGAUUCAACGCCCUCUCAUCCCCGUUCCACUUCUCUUCAUUCCUUUCUCUUCCCCCUCCUGCCUCCCUUCCCCUCCCUCUUUUCACCCCCCACCCACCUCCCCUGCCCCCCACGCCUCCUCCAGAUGGAUGGGUACACGGUGGCCAACAAGAUCUGCACAGAGCUCAGGGCAGAGUUUCGGCCAAUGAUUGUUGUGCGGAUGCCUGA
Closterium sp. Naga37s-1 is the source of this 834-nucleotide messenger RNA. The record is from the annotation of a GenBank genome assembly. Lineage: Eukaryota; Viridiplantae; Streptophyta; Zygnematophyceae; Desmidiales; Closteriaceae.